AUGCGUCAGCUCCACGAUAGCAUGAUGACGCGAGUCACGGAUAAUGGAACUGUCUCAGAGACAUUCGCAGUGACCAACGGAGUGAAGCAGGACUGUGUCCUCGCGCCUUCCGUCUUCAGGCUUAUGUCCCCUGCUAUGCUAAUGGACGACUACUGCGAAGAACGUCCCGGGAUCUGCGUCGCCUACAGGACGGAAGGCCACCUCUUUAAUCAGCGGCGGAUGCACUUCCAGUCGCACGUAUCCACAAGCACCGUUCACGAACUUCUGUAUGUCAUUGGCUGCACCCUCAAUGCAACUACUGAGGGAACUAUACGAAGGAGCCUGAAUCUCUUCUCUGCCGCCUGCGACAACUUCGGCCUGGUCAUUAACACGGAGAAGACGGUGGUCAUGCACCAACUGCCACCCAACACAGGCCACAAUGCGCCGCAAACCAGCGUGAAUGUAACUCAAAUGCCAGUGGUGGACAACUUCCCGUAUCUGGGCAGCACCCUCUCCCGCAGCACCAAAAUCGACGAUGAAGUGGCCCGCCGGAUUUCUAAGGCCAGUCAAGCCUUCAGUAGUCUUCAGAACAGAGCUUGGAAUCAUCACAGUCUUCAACUCAGCACGAAAAUAAAGAUGUACAAGGCUGUCAUCCUACCAACGUUGCUGUAUGGGGCAGAGACCUGGACGGUGUACAUGCCGGAGGCACGUAGACUCAACCACUUCCACCUCAGUUGUCUUCGCAGAAUACCGAAGCGGAGGUGGCAGGACCGGAUCCCGGACACGGAUGUACUGGAGCGGACGGGAGUCCCCAGCAUCUACGCUAUGCUGAGACAACUACGGCCACCUCAUACGGAUGGACUAAGUGCGGCUACUCGAACGACUCUUCUAUGA
This is a messenger RNA of Spirometra erinaceieuropaei, 873 nucleotides long. Lineage: Eukaryota; Metazoa; Platyhelminthes; Cestoda; Diphyllobothriidea; Diphyllobothriidae. The record is from the annotation of a GenBank genome assembly.